Penicillium riverlandense is the source of this 2964-nucleotide messenger RNA. RefSeq lists its product as uncharacterized. Bases 1 to 2964 code for a protein of 987 amino acids. The record is from RefSeq and is a predicted model, not a curated record. The transcript is spliced from 5 exons. Gene Ontology annotation, molecular function: protein binding. Lineage: Eukaryota; Fungi; Ascomycota; Eurotiomycetes; Eurotiales; Aspergillaceae.
AUGAUCGCCGCGAUGAUCCGACCGGAGGACACCAUACGCGGGCCACGCUCGUUUCGCGGCGAGGCUGACGAAGAUGAUACAGAAAAAGGGCUGGAGGCGCAGGUGCCGCCUCGCCUGUCGAGCGACGAUGUUUCCCCUGGUCUCGACGACGACGGGAGCAGGCCCGGUACAGCAAUGAGCGAAACCCAUGGCGGCAGUAGCAGACCGGCCGCAUCUAGGCUGCUCAGCCCCGACGAGACCAUUGAUCUUGUGCGGCGCACGGUAGAAACGGGAAUCCAGGAUACCAAACGCUCGUUGGCCGGAAGCGAGGCUGUUAGCCAGGUGGUCAAGCCGAAGCUGACCAUCGAUCUGGGGCAUUCUCGCAUCGUACGAAUCCCAGAGCCUGUGGUGGAUAUAAUCAAAGAUGAAGUGGAAAGGAUUUCCUUGUCCAACAACCACCUCUUCCACAUUCCGUAUCGCUUCGCCGAGUGCUCUCAUCUCCGAUACCUCAACAUCAGAGCCAAUAGUUUCCGUGAAUUCCCCAAAGGAGUCUACAAGUUGCCGCUUCUGGAGAUUCUCGAUCUCAGUCGAAACAAAAUCACUACCCUACCUGAUGAAAUCAAGAAACUGUCCUCGCUGCGGGUGCUGUCUAUCAUGCAGAAUCGCCUGGACGAUCUACCACCCGGUCUUUCCGAUAUGAAUAAACUUCAGAUUCUCAAGGUCGCCGGCAAUCCAUUACAAUACCCCCUGCGGCGUACCUUGGAGGACUCUGAAAAUGACAUGGCCAGCUCUGCAAUGACAGACAAUGAGAAGGAGGUGGCGGUGACUGCCGAUUUGAAGAGAUUCCUCAAGGUUCGCCAGCAAGCAAAUACGCCAGAGCCAGAGGGCGGCAAUGACACGAGUGAUGGGACGUUCGAUCCCCCGAAACCUCAGCCAGUCAAACGGAAGCUGAGUAGUCGUUUCCCCGUGAUUCCAAGCACUGGGGACAACUCGGCAGCGUCCUCCAGAUCACCGUCACUGUCGCGGCCUCCGCCGCCCAUCCCCGUCAAAUCCCACAAUCGCAUGGCGUCGGGACAGCCAGGUGCUACCUACCAAAUGGCUGGUCUUCAGCGCCCUGGCGUUACUCCACACACUGCCGCUGAGCGUAACCGCAGCAACAGCGAAGGCAUCAUCCAAGCAUCCUUUGCGGCCCGGAACAAACGCAUGGGGGUCAUUACUCGCAAGAAUACCGAUCUCGGCACCUUGGACGAAACGCGUCGAGGGAGCUAUCAAAACAGCCACCUGCGAGGUCUCAGUCAUGGAUCCGUUCUUCGAGCACGCCCGGCCGGUCCGGCACCUGCCAACGGCAGUGGUUCUUCAAGCCCUGGUAGCCCAAGAGGAGAACGCAGGCGUCUCCGGGACGGAUGGGUCAAUCGGAUGUCUAGUCUUCCUGAGCACAAGGGCGAGCGAGGACCUGAUGAACCGAUCAUCAAGUGCGCCAAAGGGAUCCUGUUUGCACUUUUCCAGGUCCACUCCCAUAUUUCCACGCUGAUAAACGUGAUCAAGCGCGACGAUACACGACGACACAGCCUGGAAAUCGUUUUCUACAAUGCUUCCACACAUGUGGAUCGGCUCAAUGAGGCUCUCGAGGGCGCCGAAACCUUGUUGACCGAGGAUCCGGACUCUUCAUCGUCAGUUACAGAGACCGUGAAGAGUGAAUGCGAGACCUGCAUCAGGGCUUACACUCAUGUUGGCACACAGCUGCGCCAUACAGCGGCCAAGAUUGUUGCUAAUGGUGACGGGCGAUAUGUACGAUCGCUGAUGUUGAUGAUGUAUGGCAGUCUCGUGGAGCUACGAAACGCCUGUGCCAGUCUAAACGUCCCACUCCGAUCUGUUAACAAGCCUCUCUCCCCCACAAAACGCGAAGGACGUUCGGUGAUUAAGGAGACACCGGCCACGGACCGGUUCCAGGGCCCCAUGGUCACUCCAACACGGGACCAAACCCCGCCAACUCGGCGCCUCCGAAGUGAUACCACAAUCCGACAUCCCCAGCCCCCGCGGUCGCCUAGCUUUACAUCAUCCUCUUCCUUCAACUAUGGCCGCAGUCGUUCCAGCAGCCGAUCGAACUUGGUCAACACCUCUGUGCCGUCUUCAAUGGCAACACCCCGCUCUGGGGAAACCUUCCCUCCUAUUUCCACCACCGCCAUGCCUCGUAUCAACCCCUUGACCGGAUUAGACGAGAUCGAAGAGGAACGGAUCUUCGAAAAGAUCUUCCACCAACUCACAUCCGCAUACACGGCUGCCCUGCAAGCAUUGCCUCUCGCACGCCGGCAAUUUUCCCGAUGCCUUGAGGUGGCAGAACAAUCACGCGAGUCCGAGGGAAUACAGAUUGUCUGGAACAACCUUAUUCGCCGAUGUAGAUUCUGCCUCGAAGUAUCGGAGGCACUAGGCAUCCGCCUUUCCACGAUGAAAGUCAAAGAACCAGGUGGCGGACUACGCAAUCAACGCGAAUUCUGGCAGCUCUGCAAGACAUUCAUGCAGUCAUUUGUGGAACUCGUGACAGACAUGCGCGAAGUGAGAAGCAUGCAACUCCUCCCAGGCGAUAUCAUCAUCAUCUUGCGCCCCGUCCAAAAAGCCAGUCGGGAAGCCGGCCGCUUGAUCGAGGCUUCUCCGUGGUCCUACCUCGCCGACAUGGCAUCCACCCAAGGCGCAAGCACGUUGUACGGCCCGCCCCUGCAGACAACGCACUCCCAACACCAAACCUCGUCCUCCACCUCCGCCAUCUCUCACCCGAACGCCUUCCAGCUCAGUGCCAGCCUGUCCCCGCAGUCUGUCACCGUCCCCGCUACACCGCUCAGUGCAGCACUCGGCCCGGCCGCGCAGGCUACUGUGCCCUCCACACCGGCCAGUGCGUACAGUGACAAGUUCUUUGAAGGAGACGUUUUCCAGCGCGCGGACUCCUUACUCUCGAUGGGGCAUCAGGCGCCGUACUUUAGUCGUCGGUGA